GGUUGAAGCACAGCAAAAUUAGAGAGCAGUUAAUCACUACGAAAUGACAAGUUACUGAGCGUAAAGGUAUUCCUGAGUCCCUGUGCCUUAGUGACAUGCUGCUUUGAUUUCUCAACGUUGAUCUACUUCACUGAUUGGCAAUUUGGUUCAAUCGGGCUAUGUGGCAAUGCUCUGAUAUAAUUUUCUUCAAUUAACAUGAUUGUAACUGAAGCAGCCUACCUGGGAAUUACAGCAGAAAGACGGCAGUGUUUAGCACUGGAGAGCUGGGCUGGUUUGUGCUUCUUGGGUAACAGGGCCCUGAGCUUCCCAGUGCCAGCUUCUGGCCACUUCCAGAGCUCCCAGGGUGACUUCUUCAGGUUAGCUGAGUGAAGUGAGGACACGGGAUGAACCUGUGGGAUGGAGCCCUGCAAGCAGAGAUUAGCAUUGCAUGGAAAACAGAUGAAACAAACCCCACAACCCCUUAAGAAAUAGUCUGAACAUUCAUUUUAUAGAAUUGGGAAGGCUGAAUGGAGUUUUUCUGGUUAUCACGGGGAUGUCCUUGUGGAAGAGGCAUCUGAAUAUGCUCUGCAGUGCAAGGAAUUACUAGGGGAAAAAAAAAAAGAAGAACAGACAAAACAAACAAACAUGUUAGUUAGGCAGUACUUUUAUCAACAGGGCAUCACUUGCUUCGUUCUUCCUGCUCGGAUAAUUUUUUAAGAAACACUGAGGCAGAAAGCAGCUUUUUAUCCUGUAUUCAUACGGAGCAAAGCAUCAGAGGACAGGCACGAGCUGGUUAACGCAGUCAGGUUCAUUCAAACUGCAGAAGUUUGAGGUAACACACACAAAGUUUGUUCUUCAUGUUAAGUUCUGCCUGGAAGCAGUUCCCAGCAAUCACAUUUCACUACUAGUAAUUAGAAGCAGUCGUUUGGUGUUAAAUCUUUGCAAGUUAACUGAAAAACAGGGGAACUCCUCUCAAACUUCGUAAUUUCUGCUCCUGACCUCUUCAUUAUUUUUUCUUCCAUGAUGUCACCCACAUCACUUGGUGGCUAAAAAUGAACAUUUUUCAGGUUCCAUGUUCAGUACAUUGGUGGCAUUUCUACCAUUGUCGCAGUAUUUUGGCUAUCAUUUUGCUCGGCAAGACAUAUCUGGACUUCAAAAAAUAAAUGCACUCUGGACAAUAUUAUAUUAAAAAAAACAGUUUAACAUCAAGAACAGAGCAGAGACCAUCUGAGCUGCAAGAUACUUCAUUAGACUAAAUCCAAACCGGAGUGCAGUGCAGGAGAUUUCCGCCAGCAGAAGCAUCUUGACCUCAGAGACAUCAGCAAAAUCCAGUGUCCAAAGUGAGAUUUGGAAGUUUGCUGAGCAAACAUUUGAGGAAGGUGGAUAUGGAGGUUCUCCUUCUCUUUGUAGCUUUGCUGCAAGAGCCGGUCUCAAGUACCUUGUAUGGGCCCUGGUUUCUGACAGGCACAGUUGGAGGGCUGGUCACUCACCAGUGCUUCUACUCAAUCACACCCACCAACAAGCAUGACAGAAAAUACUGGUGUAAAAGAGCAAGCAACGGAGUUUGCUACACCAUCGUUUCUACAACCGGCUAUGUCUCGAAAGGCCACGCAGGCCGGGUGUCCCUCCAGGACAUCCCAGAGAAUGGCACCUUCAUGGUGACAAUGACACAGCUGGAGAGCAGCGACACAGGGACCUACCGCUGUGGCAUCGGCAGCACCAACAAGGACCUCUACGUCAAUAUGAACCUGACGGUUUCGGAAGACCUGGGCACAUCGAGGCUGGCCGAGCUGCUCCACGGGGAGCUCCACGGCUCCAUCACCAUCCCCUGUCCUCCUGGGGACACCCAUGAUGGCACAAAGAGGUUCUGGUGCAAAGUGGGGAGCACUGGCUGCACUCUCAUCGCUGACACUGAUGGCUACGUGGCAAAGAGCUACGAGGGACGAAUCUUUAUCACCCCUCAGGACAGCUCUGGAGCAUUCAAAGUGCUGAUAAAUGGUUUAAGAAAGGAAGACGUGGGGCUGUACAGGUGUGGGACGGGCAGGCUGGGUGGCCAGGACAGCCUGCAGGACGUGGCUCUGCAGGUGACCACAGCCUCCUCCCGGCCCAGGAGGCCAAAGUUCCUGAGCGGCACGGUGGGAGGCUCGCUGUCCAUGAGGUGCCACCACGACCCCCAGGGCAGCUACGAGGUGAAGUACCUGUGCAGGUGGAAGGCGGCCAGCUGCUCCCUGCUGGUGGAUCUGGACGGGUUUGUGCACGAGUCCUACAAAGGGCGCAUACAGAUCGCCAGCAGCGACAAGGAGAAGGGGACGUACACCGUGGUGAUGAGCCCCCUGAGAGAGGACGAUGCGGGGUGGUACUGGUGUGGGGCCAGAAGCGGACACACAGAGCACACGUCCGCUGUGAAGCUGCUCAUCCAGAAGGGAACCUACACUUCACAAAACCCAGAAACAUACACCCUUGUGAACCCCAGUUUGCCAUCAAGCUUGGCAGCCUAC
Oxyura jamaicensis (ruddy duck) is the source of this 2477-nucleotide messenger RNA. RefSeq names its product polymeric immunoglobulin receptor-like. The transcript has 6 exons. The annotation marks the transcript as partial. Lineage: Eukaryota; Metazoa; Chordata; Aves; Anseriformes; Anatidae. The record is from RefSeq and is a predicted model, not a curated record.